Molecule: messenger RNA, 519 nt
Organism: Ogataea haglerorum
Lineage: Eukaryota; Fungi; Ascomycota; Pichiomycetes; Pichiales; Pichiaceae
Exons: 2
Coding region: 1-519 (172 amino acids)
Source: RefSeq, a predicted model, not a curated record
AUGGAUGAAGGAAUCGGCAGUCCCUCGAAAUACUUGGACUUGCCGGUGAAGUCCUUGGGAAUAUUGGAGACGGUGACGUUGAACCUGGCGAGCCUGCCGAGCCCGCAGAGAACGCAGAAGGUGAGACAAAGGGCGUCGAGAGUCGUUUGGAGCCCUAGGGCAAACGCAAUCGAGGCGGGAGCAACUCCGAACGAGAUCAGGUCUGCGAGCGAAUCGAGCUCCUGGCCAAUCAGAGAGGCCUUGUUUCUGAGCCUGGCGACCUUCCCAUCAAAGAAGUCGAAAAACAGGCCCAGCAAAAUGAAGAAGAUGGCUCUGAAUGCUAUAAUGUCGGUUUCGUUGGGCGGAGGCAGGGGCUCGUCGGUCAGAGAGAAGAUUGAGGACAUCGACGAGGACCGUCUGGUCUUGAUGCUCUCUGUGGCCGCACCUUCAGAAUCAGAGGCGUCAGACAUCGCCGACUCCGGCGGUGGAAUUGAGGCUUUUUUAGCGGUUCGAGACGGCCUUUGGGACAUGGAGAGAUGA